GACACUGGUAGCAAAGGGGGAGGCGUUUGGCUCGGCGAAGACGGGGAGUGAACGAGCAGAGAGGGUGAGAAACCAGCGGAUCUGGCCCUUUAAAUCACCAAUACAGCGCAUUCGGAGAGUCAAGCCAAUGUGAGCUCAGCUGCAGACCAGCUCUGUCGUUUUGACUUGGCAACUGUUUUUCCAGCCGUCCCUGCACCGCUCAGAUCUGCAUCCAGUCCCAUUUGUGUUCAGAGAGAGUCCUGUCUGCCUACCAUCAGUCAGUUUUCUCCUGAGUUGGUGUAUUCUGAUGGAUCAGUAUGUCUACCAAUAAUAAUAUCGCCCAGGCCAGGAAACUGGUGGAACAGCUGAGGAUUGAGGCAGGGAUUGAACGCAUUAAGGUGUCCAAAGCAGCAGCAGACCUGAUGAGUUACUGUGAGCAGCACGCUCGUAGCGACCCUCUGCUGGUUGGGGUUCCCACCUCCGAAAACCCUUUCAAGGACAAGAAGCCCUGCAUCAUCCUAUAGCCGCGCUACGCUCCUCCUGCCAUCACACACAAACACACACACAUUUCACACACACACACACACACACACACACACACACACACACACACACACACACACACACACACACACACACACAUUCAUACAUACUCAUGCACAUACAGACAAACAUCAAUGCACACAUUCAGUACUUAAAUUGAUCCCCAGACACACACACAUCACAUGCAAACACACACUUUAAACCUAUUUAGCAUACACACACACUCCCAAAAUAGCCACUCUGGAAAAGCGCCAUACCCUGGAGCCGCAGCUAGAGGGCAGGUAUCUUGUUCUCUCGGUGGCUGAGAUCAGUAUAUCACUGAGGUGCUUUUGGUAAUAUUCAUAUAUGCUGGUAAAUUAACUACAAGUGUCAGCUUAACUUGAAAAAGAGAUUUGGACAUUAAUAAUCAGUAGGAAACCAGGAUAUUUGUUCCUUGUUUUGUCAUGAAAUGAGGGGUUGGGUAAAGGAUGGACAGCAGUGCCGUAGGCAAGGAGUGGGAGGUUGCAUGUAGGCAACAGAAAUGGGCAGUAGGCGCUCUUGCCGACCAUGCCAAACACAACCUGGUUUCCCAUUAAAAGCUCAAUAAAAGCUUUUUUUGUGAACGUUUUAUAAAGGUUUGAGAGAUUUUCCCACAAACCUGCCAUGUGCUAAAUUACAGCAGCUUAUUUCGGAGCGAGUGGCCAAAGCCUUUGCCUUUAUCAGGCUAGCAUGUUCCCACCCAAACCUGUAUCAACAGACCUUCUCUGCCUGUGGCCUCACUGCAGCUGUCUGCAGCCUUUUGGCCAAACCUCCAGCUGUGCCAACCUGUACAGAAAGUCGUCUCUAGAUGCUGAUCUGCUGUCACCGAUUCCACUGCAGUUUAUUAUGACUGCUGUUGGUUGAAAUCAAUGUCUAAGCUGACCUCAGAUCUGCACCUAUGACGGGAACAUUGUGAACUGCUCUACACAGAACUCAAGCUAUUAACCCUGGACGUUUACUGCAUUUUUCUUAAGAAAUACUUGUUUGUGAACUCAAUGUACGUUUUGAUAUUUUAUUGAAGCAUUACUUAACGGAUUAGAUAAUACUUUUUCUAUUAUUGUUUUGCUUUGACAUAGGUGUUGCCCCUGGCUGAGCAGGUUUUUCUUCCUGUCUGACGUUAAAUGCUAGUAUUAAUGAAACAACAGGAGAUCUGGUUGUAAGCCAGGGGUAAUACCUAACCAGAUACCUGCUAGAAUCUUAAACACAGGUUUCUACUGUACAUCAAGCCUCCCUGUGCUUUACCUUGAGAGAGGGCCAGGUCACAGGCUGACCAUACCUUAGAAUCAGUCUGCAAGGACUGCAAGGCUGGAGGAGUAAACCCAAUCUUAAAAAGUAAAAGUGAAGCUGUAGAAAAGUAGAAAUGAAGCUUUCCAUUUUCUACCUUCUCCUCUUAUGUUUGAUUCUUUUCGAUUGGCAGUUUGCAUAAGGUUAAGUGAAGAGAUAUAUUGCAUUGGAUAAUGCAAAUAUGGAGAUGUUUGUUUUGUUUGCUUCUACAGUAGAGAAGGGGGAUACCUCUGGCUUUAAAUCCGAUUAGAAUUCAUAUGACCUGGCUUUACCAGUCUUUAAAGUUUCCAGUCUCCCAGUUUGAGCUCAAACUGGUCAGGGACUGGAUCGGUCCCAUCUUGAGUUUCCUCUGUCCUCCUCUCCUCCACAAUGCUCCUCCUCUCUGACAAACCAAACUUGAUUGUAAAAGCUGAAGAUAAAGUGAGAAAAAAAAUGAAGUCAAGAGAAACAAACUAAGUGUAUAAACUUUCUUUCAGACGUGCAGAAGUGAUAAGUUGAAGAGUAGCUGUUUUGAGUUUAUUUUUGAGUUUCUUCUUUCUAUGGAGUCCAUGGAACCUGGUCAGUUGAGUAUUACCCUGUACAGUGUUUGUAAGAUGCAAAAUCUAAACACAGAAUCCCUUUCUGUGGAUGUUGGAUUUUUUUUUAGUACUACUUAUUCUGUUCUGUCAGUCACCGUCAUGUCUGUCUUCAUUUCAUCUUUUUUUUGUUAUUCGGGUUUUAGAGGCUUGUGAUAGCGGAGGAUGGUUUUAAACACAGAUACAAAUACAAACACCUGAUAAAAACAAAAGCCCUGUUAAGUUUAGGAUUGUAUCCUGUUAGAGGAUGAAUCAACAUCGGACCUCAUUCCUGUGGCAAAAACCAACCUCCUGAUCUAUACUUUAACACUAGAGCAGCCAUUUUAUUCUCAAGUGUUGGUUUUGGUGGGACAGGCAACUAGGACUACACACAUGCACAUAGCACACACUCUCUCUUGCUGUUAUUUUUUAGGUUUGAUUGUCACAGGUCAAAGGUUAAAGGAGCUGCGGGGCUGGGCACUGAGAACUGCUUUUGAUGGUUAAUUGCUGCAUUUAGCCGAGGCUUUUGUCAAGAGUAAAGUACAGUGAAAGAGCAGGGUGGAGGCAUUUGGGUAGGACUUAUGGCUGCUGAUGGACUGUCAGGGGAGUUGAACCCACUGCUUUUCUGUCUCUUAUAACUUGGUCAAUAUGAGCCACCUGCUGCACUGACAUUUGAGGUUGAGAGGCGAUCACUUGUUUGUGUGCACGCAGUCUGAAAAACAGACGCCUUGUAAAAAUACCCACAUCAAAAAGUAAGUUAGUGGUGUAUUUAGUCUAGAAGUGUUAUUUUCUUUAUACAAAAUUUAAAGCUUAAUUUUUCUGCAUUUUUGUGACAGAAUGAAAAUAUUUUAAAAUUAGAUGCCCAUGACCAAUUUGUGAACUUGUCUUUAAAAGAAUAGUUUGACAUUUUGGGACAUACGCUUAUUCACUUACUUGAUGAGAGAAGAUUGAUACCAAUCUCAUAUUUAAUGAAAGUGAUACUGAUCUUCUCAUCUAACUCAGCAAGAAAGCAAAUAAGCGUUUUCCUGAAAAUGUGAAAACUAUUUCUAAAUCAAGGUUGAAUUGCUAAUUAACAUCACUGCUUGUUUACUGUAGGCGAUGGAUCCUGGUACAGAGCCCUGCUUCAUCUCUCAUUUGCCUUUGUUCCGAACACAGAGAGCAGGCAGUUCCUAAAGUACAGAGAGAGCAGGAGCUGGAGAAAGGCCAUAGAGAGAGCUGAGACUGUGUGUGUGUGUGUGUGUGUGUGUGUGUGUGUGUGCGUGCGUGCGUGCAUGUGUGUGGGGGUGCCGGGUGCUAGUGUUUGGUGGCUGAAAAGGAUGAUUUGGCAGAGCAGUAGGCAGAGAAGAGAAAAUAGAAGUGCAUGUGUGUGCAUUUUUGAGUGUGUAUUUGUUAGAGAGGCACAGUGUGUAAGAACACACAGUGCCUCCAGUGCUGUGCAGAGUGUCACAUAGUUAUGUUACAGUACUGCAGCCCUGCCAUUCCAGGUCAGGGUGAGUCUGACCAGAGGAGAGGUCAUGAGUCAGAGCAGCAUGUAUGGUCUCCACUCACUCUUUUCAUCUGUCAGAUGCUAGUGUGCUCAUUCUGGAGAAGAGAAAACAAGGAUUCUGUCACAAGCUAAAAUCGUUGAAGCGUGGGAAGCCAUUUUUAUGUGAUGACCAAAAAUAACCCCAAACAACCCACAAAGCUGACAAAUAAUUUCUUUUUCUGUUUAGCUCUGUCUGUGACUGACUCCACUACUACUACUAUUAUAUUAACUGCAGUUUAUUUUCACCACUCAAUAAAGCCUCAGAGACUUUAACAAAUAGUUUGACAUUUUGGGAAACAUGCUGAUUCGCCUUUUGCAGAGGGUUAGAUGAAAGGAUUGAUAUCACUCUCAUAUUUAUCUGAUCAAUAUGAAGCUAAAGGUGGCAGCUAGUUAGCUUAUACUUAGCUUAAAGACUUGAAGCAGGGGGAAACAGCUAGCCCGGCUCUGUCCAAAGGUUGUUACCUCUAAAGCUCACCAAUUAACAGGAAAUAUCUCAUUGAAAUAUUGUUGAAUCAUCAUCAUUGUGAAGUUGCUAGGCAACCAACAGAUGCUCCACGUUUCUAGUCUAUGCUAAGCUCACCAGCUUCUGACUAGAGCGUCAUAUUUAGCAAACAGACAUGAAAGUGGUAUCAAUCUUCUCAUCAAACUCUCAGCAAUUAUUGUAUUAGGAGUAUUUCCCAAAAUGUCAAACUAUUCCUUUAAAUUAAAUAAAAUCCCUUUAUCUAAAUCUGUAGAGAUAAUUGAAGAGAUGGUUUGACCUGAUUGAGGUUGAUAUGGAUGGUGGUCUUUUCAUCACUAAAACAAAAACAAGGAACAAGCUAAAGAAAUGGCUACAAACAGAAACCUGAGUGCAAACUGCAGUGACAGGUAGGAAGUAAUUUAGAACUAGGUAUCUGGGAUACGUUUACUUUCCCCAUAAUUUCAACUAAUGUAAACUUAAAGCUAUAGUGCGCAAGUAUUUGACAUUAAUGAACGUCCAUUACAUUCAAGCCAUUGCCAAAUGAGUUGAAACAAAGCUAAUUAAGCCUAUCAGCUCCAGAAAACUCUCUCUGCAUUUCUCAGCAUGGCUAUGUUUACAAAAUGGUGUAGUCCGGUGUAAUUUGCACGCAGAAGCUUUGGAGACAAUGAUGACAUACAAAUUACAAGAUAAUAACCUCUUCUGAAGAUGUUUUUUAAUCCUCCGUGUUAGCAACUGUGUGGAGGAGGGGUGGGGGUGCGAUCACCGAAGGCUUGUAUCAUGUGGAUGCUCCGACAGUGUUGUUGUCAUUACUUAGAAUUCCUCAUGGGGGCGACAGAAACUACGCACCAUAGAGGAAAUAACUGAUUUGUUGUCAGUGUUCAGGAAAGGAAAAGCAGUUUCUUGUAAUUUCUUUGCAAGGUGCAGCCAAAGGAUUACAACUGCAGAAGAUUUACACAACAUAAAACCAGCAUGCAUACAUAUCAGCACGCACACGCACAUACACACACUGCUGUUGUCCUGGAGAUGUCUGACAGAUGCUUUUUUUUAUCAUUGUUGUUUUUUAAUCAUUCCAUAGCUGGUUGGGCUUAAAUCAGAGACGGCCAGCCUAAAUUGCUGACAGUUUGUCUGAUUGGUUGUUAGUUUGCCUUAUAGUGGCGUAUAUUGUUUUAAUGCUGGUUUUGGGGAUAUCCGAUCAACAGAAUAAACAGUGUUAAAGUAGAACAUGUGGCUCAAGAUGGAAAUCUACUGGUGUUGUGACACAAAGCGAGCCCGGUGAAAUUUAUUUCAGGUCAGGUGGGGAAAGUUGAGGCUCCUCACUGGUAGACUUUGAAAUUCAACCUCACUGAAUCGGCUCUGAGCCCUUCCCGAGACUCAUCUUUUGUGUUCUCAUCUCCUGUGUAUGCAUACAGUAUAUGUAUCUUUUUGCCUUGAUUGAUUAUGAAGAAAAUAUAUCUAUUUUUUGUAACUGUUCUCUGAUGUGCCAUAACUCAUGUUUUCUUGCACACUGUUAAUAUUUUGUGGAUAUUGCUGUUAAAAAGAUGAUAUUGAGAAGUAGAUAACAUUAAUAAAAAGAUGAUAUAACAA
This is a messenger RNA of Sander lucioperca (pikeperch), 5947 nucleotides long. RefSeq names its product guanine nucleotide binding protein (G protein), gamma 7 (gene gng7). Gene Ontology annotation, biological process: G protein-coupled receptor signaling pathway. The record is from RefSeq and is a predicted model, not a curated record. Gene Ontology annotation, cellular component: heterotrimeric G-protein complex. Gene Ontology annotation, molecular function: G-protein beta-subunit binding. The transcript has 4 exons. The coding region runs from base 297 to 503 and encodes 68 amino acids. Lineage: Eukaryota; Metazoa; Chordata; Actinopteri; Perciformes; Percidae.